AUGAAACUAGACAGCAAAGAAACAGAUAUAUUAGAAAAUGAUGCUGAAUUAGAUCUUGAAAUUUGGCCCGAGGAUUUAAACAGUAUCAAGCAAAAGACCCAGGAAAAUGAUAACACAGACAAUUUGUUUUUCGUUGAUACUGAUCCCAACGAUGAAGCAACACCUGUCAUACCAAAAUACACUCAAGGUUCAACAGUUAUUUCUAAUGACGAUGCGGAAACACCAGAGCCUACGUCAGUUCUCCGCAGAGGACCAAUAUGCUUCAACUGCGAUGGAGACCAUUAUUUAAGAGACUGCCAGUUACCUAGAAACAAUACCAGGAUUGCUGGUAAAAGGAAAAACAUUCCAAAUAAACUUGGCCGUUACCAUGUGGAAGAUGAACAGAAGUAUGGUCAUCUUAUUCCUGGAAGAAUAUCUAGUCAGCUGCGACAUGCAUUGGGUUUAAAGAGAUAUGAGCUCCCCCUUCAUAUAUACCGCAUGCGGUUGCUUGGCUAUCCUCCAGGCUGGUUGGAGGAGGCUAGAAUUUCACAUUCUGGAAUAACUAUGUUUGAUUCAGCUGGUAAUGCCAUUUUGGAUGCUGAUGAAGAAGAAGGUCAGAUUUGUGAAGCAGGCUCUAAAGAUAAGUUUGAUAUCAAGAAGAUUCUUGAUUUCCCUGGUUUUAAUGUACCAGCCAGCUCAAGAUAUAAAGAGGAGGGUGAAAUGCUUGGUAUGCCACCAAUGUCCGAGCACGACAGCAAACUAUUGAUGCUUCAGACGUUGGCGCCUAAUGCGAUGAAAGCAUACAAACGAAAAAAAUUAACAUUCUUUCCAUCUGGCACUCCAAAUAACUCAAUGCAGAACAGUCAAGCUGAGAUGGAACUAGACAGCGGAGAUGAAGUUGCGGAGUUUCCCUCAGUACCUCCCCUGCCGGACGAAGCGCCGCCUCCCCCGCCGCCGCCCCCCGAGAACCCACCACCACCACCCCCUGAGAGCCCACCACCGGCCCCAUCCCCACCAGCAGCACUCUCACCGGCCAUUAAAAACGACAAAGAACCGCGCCAAGACACCCCCACAAAAGCUAAAUCAAACGAAGACAACCAGACUAGUGAAGACCUGGAGAUAAUCUCAGUGAGAACAGUCGCUGACAUCCCUGUUCCCGAGGACGAUCUGAUCGUCAUCGACGAGUACACGGAGAGUGGCUGUGGCUGGAGCAGUCCUACGCUGGACGAUCUAGAAGACAAGAAGAGGCAGCUGCUAGAUGCUCUCGGUGAGCAAACGCCGUCGAAGGCUCCCGUUGAAAUCCAACUAGGAAACGAUGGAACACGGACAGAAGGUAAUCACGCCGAAGUUCAACAAAAGGCGCCAGAAAAAACGGAACAGACGGAGAGCGAAGUAAGCACAGAGUCACCGGCCGCAGAACAAGUGACUGCAGCGAUUUUCGAGAACCCACUGCCCACGAGUCCAGAAGCUUGCAAAGAGCAGUCGGCCAGCGACGUCAGUGCGGCCGAGGAAAUAUUCAGCGCACCAGUUUCGGAGCCCCCACUGCCCACCACGAGUCUAGAAGCUUCCAGAAGCAAAGAACCGACGGCGAGCGACGUCAGUAUUGUCGACUCGCCUGCCGCGGAAAGAUCGGGCACCGCAAUUUCGGAGACCCCACCGCCCACAAAGAGUCUAGAAGCUUCUAGAAGCAAAUCGGCGGGCAACGUGAAAACUACGCUGUACGGCACGCCCGUGCUGAACAUCGCGUCUCCGUAUAUGAAGCUGCCCAGUGACGAGAAUUUCGCAAAGGACAUCUGCGACGUGAUCAACUUCGAGAAUCUGCCCAACUCGACGGGCAAAUACAAGAAGAUAUGCAGCUUACUGAAGAAGGUGAAAAGUGAAGUGGACAGGAUCCAGGAGUCA
Messenger RNA from Iphiclides podalirius (scarce swallowtail), 1881 nucleotides. The record is from the annotation of a GenBank genome assembly. Lineage: Eukaryota; Metazoa; Arthropoda; Insecta; Lepidoptera; Papilionidae.